AUGGUACUCUGUACGUACAUAUCUUCUCGGCUUCGUCCCUUGGAGAAUCUCAAGAAUGACGCCGCCGACCAUCAGAUCCAACGCGACCUAAUCACCGCAAAUCACAUUUUGCACUACCACUCCGUUCUCGACGCAUACGGGCACAUCUCAGCACGUCAUCCCAUCGACGCAUCAACAUACUUGAUGUCUGCAAACAUGGCGCCCGCACUCGUCAGCAACGCAAGUGACCUUGUCCAAUACCGAGUGAACGACAGUCUGGCCGUGUCGCCUGACGCUCCCAAGGGGUACAUCGAACGCUAUAUCCACGGUGAAAUGUACAAGCUAUACCCGGACGUCGGAUGCGUAAUCCACAGCCACAGCGAAGACGUGCUUCCCUAUGCGAUUGCCGGCGUUCCCCUACGCGCCGUGUACCAUAUGGCGGGAUUCCUCGGUCCUGGCGCCGUGCCGGUCUAUGACAUUGAGGAUUUCUACAAUGCGACCGAACCACAUGACUUAUUGGUCCGGACGCCUCUGCUUGGUGAAGAACUGGCGAUGACAUUUCUGACGCCAGCGAAUCUUUCAGCUACGCCACCCACCACAAGUCCAGAUUACAACGUCGUGCUUAUGCGGCGACACGGCUUUACCACGUACGGAGUGGAUAUCAAGGAAGCCGUGUUCCGCGCCAUGUUCACGCAGUCGAAUGCUCAAGCUCAAACCACGGCAGCGACGCUGAGGAGUGCGUAUGGUGGACUAACCGAUGUGGAAGCGAACGAAUGGAGCUCUGGGUCGUCUCGUAAUGGGACCGGGACAUUUGAGCCAUUGACAGCGCAGCAGGCGAUGGACUGCGAAGUCUCGAUUGGUGCAACGUCCGACCGACCUUGGGGACUAUGGGUGCGCGAAGUCGAGGUUCAACCUCUAUAUGUAAACAAUGGUUGA
Molecule: messenger RNA, 915 nt
Organism: Rhinocladiella mackenziei CBS 650.93
Lineage: Eukaryota; Fungi; Ascomycota; Eurotiomycetes; Chaetothyriales; Herpotrichiellaceae
Exons: 1
Coding region: 1-915 (304 amino acids)
Biological process (GO): pentose catabolic process
Cellular component (GO): cytosol
Molecular function (GO): aldehyde-lyase activity
Source: RefSeq, a predicted model, not a curated record